UACUUCUAGAUCGAAGAUAUUUUUAAUUUUGUGCUGUAUUGACUUUAAAUUUAGCCAUAAUUUCUGAUGAUAGCUAUUGUGAAAUUUACGAAAAUCAGGACAUCAAUAAUUAAUUACAUUUUGCAUUGACCAAAUCAAAAUGUAACCGAAAAAUUCAAAAUUUUCUCGGUUUGUCGAAAGUUACGAAAUCAUUCAAAACAUUAUUAUUUCUCCAAUUUAAACAGUGUUUAAAGGUCUGUUCACAAAUUUCGAAUCGAAAUUAAACCUGUAAAUUAUUGAAAAAUUGAGAAUCCAUUUUCAAAAUAUUCAAUAUUGCAAUGCGCACGUGUGAGCUCCAUCCGUUGUGUUGUGUACAAUGUUGUUCUUUUUUUAGUUGUUACGUUGUUAUCAGCUUGUGUGUGUGGUUGUGCUAGUUGUGUUUUGUAGGUUUCUUUUUAUCGCAAUUAGCAAAUUUCAAUUCGAAGCAGGACGUGAUAUGAUUUCAUAACGGUAAUUUUGAUUUGUAGAAGUAUACCGCGACAGUCCGGAUUAUUCUGUAUAUCAUCAACUCUUUCUACUAGUAGAUUUAUUGAUACAAUAUACUCGUUAGAUCGGCAAUUAUUUCAUCGUUCUGAGAUUCUACAUGUAUACGAAGAGGAAUAACACGAUCAUAAUACCAUCGAACGACGAUCGGAGUGAAUUAUCUUGCAGUAUGAACGACGACUUUGGUGCAAAUACCUUUGUGGUGGAAAACUGGUGCCAUACUCGUUCUGAAGUGAAUUAUUGUAAUUUCAUGUGGACUAUUCAUCAAUACUCCGAGUAUCACUUUCAUAGACCAAGUGAAUCUUAUAUAAACUCUUCUAUUUUCAAGUCAACAAAAAAUGACACAUACAAAUGGAAAUUACAGUUGUCUGCACCGGACGAAGAUAAGAUGAUCACAUUGUAUUUGAUGUUAGAUGCCACUCCUGAAUUGUGUAAAGAAGUUUUAGUAAAAUGUAAAAUGUCUGUAGUAAAUAAUGAGGGAGAAGAAACAAAUAUUCGCCGAGAUCCGAAUUGCGUAAAUGAUAAGGGCGAAGAAACACCUAUUCGUCAGGAUCCCAGUAACUACGCAAACCUCGCCAAAGGAAGUUCGGCGUACUACUUAGCUUUUAUAGACUUUAUAAAUGGAAAUGAUUUAUUAAAGGAAGAAAACUCUCUGUUGAGGGGUGGUGCGUUGAAUAUUUUCUGCGAAAUACAUUUCUUUUCCAAAGAAACCAUUACUACAGAGUGUUCUUCUGGGAAAAUCGUUGUAGAGUUACAUCAGGCCCCUGACGGAAACGAUCUUCAACGAGGGUUAGAACGUUUAUUCGAGAACGAAGAUUUUGCCGACUUUACAGUAUCUAUUGGCGAUGAACAGUUUCGCGUUCAUAAAGCUAUUCUCGCAGCUCGAAGUGAAGUUUUUGCUUCAAUGUUCAAACACAACUUGAAAGAACAAAAUGAAAAUUGUUUGAAAAUUAUUGAUAUGGAUCAAACGGUAUUCCGAGAAAUGUUACGAUACAUAUAUACGGGAAAUUUGUCCAAAUUGGAGGAAAUGGCCGUCGACUUAUUGCCCGCUGCAGAAAAAUACAAUUUGCAAGAAUUAAAAACUAUGUGCGAGCAUCAAUUGGUGAACAGGCUGUCUGCGAAAAAUGCGGUGGAUUGUUUACUGUUGGCAGAUAUGUAUGGUGCAGGAUUUCUAAAGAAAAAAGCCCUUCGAUUCAUCCGAGUUAAUCUCGAAGCAAUCAAGAAAACUGAGAACUGGUUGAAAAUAAUGCAUUCAGAUUUGUUGAGAGACGUAUUUAAUACCAUAUUUCCAUGAGUAACAAAAAUGGAAUGGGUUGUCUUUUUUCUCAUAUUAACCAUUCUCUUCGCUCAGCUCAAUUUAUUGUGAUAAAAAUCGUUUUUUAGUAAUUAAGUGAAUUUUUCGUUUAUUUCUUGUUGUUUCAUUAAUUUCUUAAUAAUCAGUUACAGUAAAAAAAAAGAGAGAUUGGUGUGUUCAGUUGAGUCGUAUAUUAGAUAUGCUUUUAAAUGAAUAAUCUGAGUACAUUUGGGUUAUUUUCCUCCGAGUUUUAUAAAAAAUUAUGCAUGAAUGUAGUUUGUUGCUUGCUUACAUAUUAUAAUAAAGUAUACCUAUCUCUGA
This is a messenger RNA of Planococcus citri (citrus mealybug), 2137 nucleotides long. Its product is annotated as speckle-type POZ protein B-like. Gene Ontology annotation, cellular component: cytoplasm. The transcript is spliced from 2 exons. NCBI's taxonomy places the organism in Eukaryota, Metazoa, Arthropoda, Insecta, Hemiptera, Pseudococcidae. The record is from RefSeq and is a predicted model, not a curated record. Bases 623 to 1816 code for a protein of 397 amino acids. Gene Ontology annotation, molecular function: ubiquitin protein ligase binding. Gene Ontology annotation, biological process: regulation of proteolysis; proteasome-mediated ubiquitin-dependent protein catabolic process.